Messenger RNA from Penicillium nucicola, 2163 nucleotides. RefSeq lists its product as uncharacterized. The record is from RefSeq and is a predicted model, not a curated record. Bases 1 to 2163 code for a protein of 720 amino acids. Lineage: Eukaryota; Fungi; Ascomycota; Eurotiomycetes; Eurotiales; Aspergillaceae. The transcript has 2 exons.
AUGACUACCGUUCCUCAAGGCCCUGUUGAGGCGCGCUCACUCUCAUCCGUCACCGCGAUUGCAUCCAACCCCCCGCCUAUCCACGCAAUCCCACCCACGAGAAACACGACCCACUGUCGCUACAUAUUCCUCUCGCCUCUGAAGCCACCGACGAAAUCCAGUGUCUCAGCAGAGGCUAUAAAUGCCUCCCUCUAUUACCUCCAUGUCGCAACACCCGACGACGACACCCUUCUACAGGAAGUGGAACAACAGCGCGAAGAGGAAGCCCUGCUCCGCAAAGAACGCCUGGAAGCAGCAGGCGACGACCCCGCGCAACGUGAAUUCGCUCGGCUGAACAAUGUUCGCCGCAAGCCUGUAGCUGGAGGGGAGACAGGCCCGGAUGGUUUUACUCAUGAACUCCCAACGCUGCCACAAGAACCUGCUGCGCCAGCUUUGCCUCCGCGGCCGAUCCCCGAUUCGCGAGCUUCAGCGGAGAAUGUUUCGUUGGCUGGGGCCCCCGUUGCUCUUGCACAGCCUGGUCGUGGUGUGCCAGAGGAGGAUCUGGUUGACUCAGGUGGCAAGAACGGCGUCCAGCGACGACCAUUACCUCCUCUCCCGCCGGGUGAAGAGUCGUGGACUAAUUCCCCGGCGGGCGAGGACCCGUAUAAACGGUCGAGUAGAUGGAGCGCGUUUGCGGGCCAUCUACAAAACAAGGGAUUGGAGCUGCAGAAUAAGGGAUUAGAGCAGUGGAAGGAAAGAUAUGGGGCACUGUCGGCUGGCCGUCAUAGUCUUGACUCUCCAAGGCCGCAAUUGAGGCCUCGUUCGUCGCAUGACCGCACUGGACUAGCAUCUCCAAAUAGGAGUCCUGGACAGUCGCCUUCGAGAUUGAGACAUGCUCAGAGACCGCCAUCUAGGAGCUCAGGGUUCCAUAUUACACUUAUUCGGCGAGAUCCUACGUCUGGUACGCAAUGGAAUGUUGCGACUAUUUCGACUCCGCGAAUGGACCGCAAUGCCGUUGAUAUUGAGAUUUCCACGCCGGGUUAUAACCGGUUCGUGGGUCUUGAUGAACCCCUUUCAUUGACCAGUCUGGCUGGCAAUCUCCCGCCAGGUUUAGGUCGGCUAUCGAACUCUGCGGUUCCCCAAGCCCUAACUGCCGAACAACCAAGGGAAGCCAAACAGCAAUCUGGGCCUCGCAAAUUCCACCGCCAGCUCUGUGUUUCGAAGCCCUUCGACGACACCGCUUCCCCAGAUUGCAGCAACGGACACGUCCCAGAUGGCCAGUCCAAGCUGAAAAGCGGCUACUACGUAUUCACCUCGCCCUGGAACGGCACUUGCACCUUCGCAAGCAGCGUCAAUGGUCGCAGCCUCAAGUGCAAACACAUGAUCCCUCAUCCGCCCGGUGCAGUCCAGCCAAACGGUGAGGCCGAAGCACCACCCGCCGUGACCGUCGCCGAGCUGCGCUUCAACACCCCAUUCCAAGCAGCCAACCUACACUCGCACGCCCACCAUGCCAAUCACAAACCACACCCAAACCAUGUCUCGCCCUUCACGCAAAGCCAACAGAGUCCAACUUUCCCGCGCAACGAUAUCAACGAUCUACCAACUCCAGCUUCGAGCAUCGGUCCCAAUGGCUUCCCCCAGCCGAACUACCAACCCCCCGAUUCUGACAAUAGUACCAAUUCCAAUACCCCCAAACGCCCUACCUCCUUCUCAGCCCUCCUAAAUCCAAACAUCUACUCCCGCCCCCGCGCCCACUCCGGCCCAGGCCCAACACCCUCCUACCAACCCUACAAUCCAAACAUCAACACCCCCUCCGACCCAAAACAACCCUUCACCCCAGGAGCCCUUCUCCGCCGCACCUCCCUCCGCGCCCAGCGCUUCGCCCGUCAAAGUCACAUCUACGCAAACCCACAAGGCCACCCACCCAACUCCGGUCCCGGCUCCGGCUACCAGGCCCAAUCCCGACACAACCGCAGCACGAGCGCGAGUUCUGGCCAAGAUCUGGACUACGAUUCCGAUGAAGAUCGUCUUGAUUUCUCGCUCGCAAGGGAGAAUGCUGGGGGUGGGCUGCGUGGCAAGAGUGCUAAGCUUGGGAAGUUGGUUAUUGAGGAUGAGGGUAUCAAGAUGCUUGAUCUUGUUGUUGCGGCUUGUAUGGCUGUUUGGUGGAGAGGAUAUUAUUAUUAG